Capsicum annuum is the source of this 3037-nucleotide messenger RNA. RefSeq names its product FHA domain-containing protein PS1. Bases 130 to 2625 code for a protein of 831 amino acids. NCBI's taxonomy places the organism in Eukaryota, Viridiplantae, Streptophyta, Magnoliopsida, Solanales, Solanaceae. The record is from RefSeq and is a predicted model, not a curated record. Gene Ontology annotation, cellular component: nuclear membrane. Gene Ontology annotation, molecular function: protein binding. The transcript has 6 exons.
UACUCCCGCCUCCCUUCCUUCUUCCCUAACGGUCACCUUUUUCCAAGAUUUUCAUUCUUCAAAAAUAAAACCCUCUUCUCAUUUCAACCCAAAACACACACACACAGAGUCUCUCUCAUUCUUGAAUUCAUGGCUGACAAGAUGGAGGAAUAUCCCAUUGAAGAAGAAGAGAAGAAGAUUCCAGUGUUUACAGUGUUAAAGAAUGGGGCUAUACUCAAAAACAUCUUCCUCCUUGACAACCCACCGCCUUGUUCAACACCUCAAGAAAGAGAAAUUGAAGAGAUAUUGUUGGUUGGUAGACACCCAGAUUGUAAUAUUACGUUGGAACAUCCCAGCAUCAGCAGAUUUCACCUCCGUAUUCACUCUAAACCAUCCUCUCUCACCCUCUCUGUUACUGAUCUUUCUUCAGUCCAUGGAACAUGGAUUUCUGGUAAGAAAAUUGAAUCAGGAGUUAAGGUAGAGUUAAAAGAAGGUGAUAGGAUGCAACUUGGAGGUUCCAGCAGGGUUUACGGGCUUCACUGGGUUCCAAUCAGCUAUGCAUAUGAUUUUGAGAAUCGAUUUGUACCUACUCUUGGUGAUUCGGAACCUGAAGAAAGCACACAGGAGGAACAACAUCAGGAUGAGAGUGAUUUUUCCCUCCAAAAUGACAAAACUCAGAAGGAGGAUUAUGAUAUGGUGCAAGGUCUAGACUCAUCAUUUUCUGGUAUGAGUUCGUUUCCGCGUAUGAGAUGUUUGACUCCACCAGCUCCUCCAAUGCUUGAGCAAAUGAGUUCUCCAUUUCCUUAUAAAUAUGAGGCAGCAAACCAGAAUCCACCUGGGAAUAUCCAUGAAGAAGGUGAAAACAGUUUGCUGCAGCCUGCACGCCAACCUGACAAGGAAAAUAGUGCACCAAAAGCCCUUCUUGUCUCAGGACAGUUCCCAAAAGAAAAUGCAGAUGGUACUCUACCACUAUCUCAGCAAAGAUGUUCAAAUAUUUGGUCUAGAAGGGGAAAACCCUCCAGUGUUCAAAUUCAAACUGGUACUGGUAGAUAUAGAACAAUGAGUGAAAAAGUUGACAUGGAAACUGAAGUUGAACUGCUUAAUUGUGAAAUAGCAGGAACUGAAUCAGUUUCUAAAGAUCUUUUUGCUAGUGGAAACAAGGAUAAAGAGGACGAGGUCUUUACCCCUGACAAAGAGAACCAUACUCCUAGUUCUCUCUUCCUUGGAUCCAUGAAAACGUCUUGUCUUUCUGAGAUGACAACUGGAUCAUAUAGAAAGUCUGUGCUUUUUAAAAUGGAUGAUACCAAUGAAGAAAUUUUCACUCCGGACAAAGAGAAUAUGACACCAGACACUCGUCAGCUGAGUUUAAUGAAGAAGAUGGGAAGCCAGCAUCAAAUUAAGCUUCCAAAUACGUUGAAAUCUUCAUCUCUGAAACUUGUGGUUAAGCCUAAAUUCAAUCAAUCUAUAGGUUGUGUAUCCCAGAAAAAGGAGAAGCUAGGAUCAACUACUAAAUCAACACAGUCAAAUAUGGAUGAAAACGAUGAUGAAAUUUUCACUCCAGAUAAAGAGAAUAUGAUACCUGGUACACAUUUAAUGAGAUCAGUGAAGAAAAUUGGAAAGCUGGAAGAUCAGAAGCAUCUAGAAGCAUUUAAGUUUUCUCUGGACAAUGUAGUUGAUCCCAUGUUCCAUCAAAAUGGAACUCUAUUCUCCUCUGAGAAAGAUAAUAAUCAGACUGACAAAAUUCUUGAAGAACAGAAAUCAACAAACCUUGCCUCCACAAAUCCAGCAAGAUCGAAGGUAAACACAGUGAAGAACACAAUGGAUAGGGUGCCUUUGCAGUCAAUAUCUCCAGCAGAGGACAUUAAGUUGAGAGUCAAGCAUCCAGAAACUAAGGAAAACGAGGGUGUCAUGGAACAGAAGAGAUGGACCAUUGUAGUAGACACUGGUUCAUUGCUGAAUAAAGCAUCAAGGAAAAGUUUGCAGCUGCUGCAAGGUCUCAGGGGAACUUAUCUGAUAAUUCCUAGAACUGUCAUAAGAGAAUUGGAUUGCAUGAAGAGGCGCCCUAGACUGUUUAGAAGGAGAACUGAGGUAUCUGAAGCAUUAGAAUGGAUAGAAGACUGCAUGCUAAAAGCAAAGUCAUGGAUUCAUGUACAGAGUUGUGCGGAGGAAACAAGAGCAGUGGCACCAACCCCUCCUGCUACUGCCCCAUUUUCUUUGUUCAGUGAGGAGAACGGCAUGUUUCCAGUUGGCUCGCUUCAAUUUUCUCCACAUAUUGCCUCACCUACAGCAGAAGAUCAUAUCCUUGAAUAUGCACUCUUCUUCAAAAGAAGCAACAGAAACGGACAACUAGUCCUCCUUAGCGAUGAUCUUACCAUGAAAAUCAAGGCCAUGGCAGAAGGUUUGAACUGUGAGACAGCAGAAGAGUUUCGUGAGAGCUUAGUCAAUCCAUUUUCUGAGAGAUUUCUUUGGAAGGACAGCUCUCCCAGGGGAAGGACUUGGUCAUGUGAGGAUGACUUUGUUCUUAGGGAAACAUACUACCACCACAGUCCUCCAAAGAAGCCAUCAACGACAGGAGCAGCAAAAGGGUUGAAGCUCAUAUUGCUCCAUAAUUCUCAUUAUAGGCGCCACAUCUCUUCAGCUGGCUGAACCAUUCAGCUAUUCAAUUGCAACAAUCAUGUUCAAUUUCUUUUGACAUUUUUAGAUUGUGGUGCUUUGCAAUCAGGGGCAAGAAGAUCCUUUAGAGGUAGAGAGGGGUAGAUGGGGAAGCCUUCCUGCCAUGUUCUGAAAUGGUGGGGUUGCUUUCUUCUUGAACCUUUAUUGCAAUGAGAUUGCUAAUGUUUUACUUUUUCUUUUUGUGGGGUACAAUAAAAGAAUCUGCUACGAACUAAGAGACUAUGUCCUCAACAUUGGUUUUGGUUAAGAAAAUUGCAUCCUCAGUUCCAUUCAGAGACUAUGUCCUCAAUUGUUAGUGAACGUUAUAUCUAUCGAAAUUCUUGGAAAGGUUGUGAAUGGGCCUUUUGUAAAACUGCUUUAGCCAGUUGAUGCAUUUUCCUUUUUA